Lodderomyces oxycetoniae is the source of this 459-nucleotide messenger RNA. It is a transcript of the gene COX5, whose product is annotated as cytochrome c oxidase subunit Va. Bases 1 to 459 code for a protein of 152 amino acids. Gene Ontology annotation, biological process: mitochondrial electron transport, cytochrome c to oxygen. Lineage: Eukaryota; Fungi; Ascomycota; Pichiomycetes; Serinales; Debaryomycetaceae. The transcript has a single exon. The record is from RefSeq and is a predicted model, not a curated record.
AUGUUUAUGAAAUCAUUACAAAGACAAGCCAUCAGGUUUAAUAGCACAGUUGCUAAAUCCACAGCAUCGAGAGCAUUGUCGAAUGCUUAUAUUGGAAAAAUAGAGUCAAGAUGGACUUCGUUACCAAAGGAAGAUCAGCAGACAUUAAUAGAGGAAUUGAAAGCAAGAAUGGAAUUGCCAUGGCAAGAAUUGACCCCAGCUGAAAAGAAGGCUGCAUACUACAUUUCUUUUGGUGAAUGGGGACCAAGAAGACCUUUAUAUGCUCCAGGUCAAAAAUCGCAAAUCUUUUGGCUUGUUGCAGGCACAGUUUUGGGAUCGAUUGCUGUGUUUGUUGGUUUGAAGGUGUUUGCCGAACCUGAAGCACCAAAGACCUUGAACAGAGAAUGGCAAGAAGCUUCUGAUGAAUACUUGAAAUCCAAGAAUGCCAAUCCUUUCACCGGUUACUCACAAAUCCAAUAA